This is a messenger RNA of Lemur catta (Ring-tailed lemur), 2208 nucleotides long. RefSeq names its product MOK protein kinase (gene MOK). Gene Ontology annotation, cellular component: nucleus; cytoplasm. Gene Ontology annotation, biological process: intracellular signal transduction; protein phosphorylation. Lineage: Eukaryota; Metazoa; Chordata; Mammalia; Primates; Lemuridae. The coding region runs from base 229 to 1992 and encodes 587 amino acids. The record is from RefSeq and is a predicted model, not a curated record. The transcript is spliced from 13 exons. Gene Ontology annotation, molecular function: protein serine/threonine kinase activity; ATP binding.
UGCGCACGCGCAGGAGACGGCCUCCGGGCGUUCAGGGCCUGACGGUUGCUAGGGUGACAGAGACACAACAUGGCGGCCGGAUCCUAACGCUCUCCAUCCAGGGACCCUCGCGGAGGUCCUAGUGCCGGACCCCGCCUCAAGGAAGUGGAAGACAGGGGGUCAUCCUUCCUGACUCUUUCUUUUCCUUCCAGUGUCGGCAAGGGGUUGUCGCCGGCUUCCGCAUCUAGGAUGAAGAACUACAAAAUAAUUGGCAAAAUAGGAGAGGGAACGUUUUCUGAAGUUAUGAAGAUGCAGAGCCUGAGAGAUGGAAACUACUAUGCAUGUAAACAAAUGAAACAGCGCUUUGAAAGUAUUGAGCAAGUGAACAAUCUACGAGAGAUACAAGCACUGAGGCGCCUGCACCCACACCCAAACAUUCUUACGCUGCACGAAGUGGUUUUUGACAGAAAAUCUGGUUCUCUUGCACUAAUAUGUGAACUUAUGGACAUGAAUAUUUAUGAGCUAAUACGAGGGAGAAGACACCCAUUAUCAGAAAAAAAAAUUAUGUACUAUAUGUACCAGUUAUGUAAAUCCCUUGAUCAUAUGCACAGAAAUGGAAUAUUUCACAGAGAUGUAAAACCAGAAAAUAUACUAAUAAAGCAGGAUGUCCUGAAAUUAGGGGACUUUGGGUCCUGCCGGAGUGUCUAUUCCAAGCAGCCGUACACAGAGUACAUCUCUACGCGCUGGUACCGGGCCCCAGAGUGUCUCCUCACCGACGGGUUCUACACGUACAAGAUGGACCUAUGGAGUGCUGGCUGCGUGUUCUAUGAGAUUGCCAGCCUGCAGCCCCUCUUCCCUGGAGCAAAUGAACUGGACCAGAUCUCAAAAAUCCAUGAUGUCAUCGGCACGCCUGCUCAGAAGACCCUCACCAAGUUCAAACAGUCGAGAGCUAUGAGUUUUGAUUUUCCUUUUAAAAAGGGAUCAGGAAUACCUCUACUGACAACCAAUUUGUCCCCGCAAUGCCUCUCCCUCCUGCACUCAAUGGUGGCCUAUGAUCCUGAUGAGAGAAUCACCGCCCGCCAGGCUCUGCAGCAUCCCUACUUCCAGGAACAGAGGGCAACCGAGAAGCAGGCUCUGGCCAGCCACAGAAGGGCCUGCUUCCCGGAGCACCCGGUGGCCGCGGAACCCCUCAGAGCUGGCUGGCAAAUGUCAAAGGAGGGCAGAAAGCAGGUGCCUUCCCCGUGGCUUCCCAGGGCCUUCCCUCCCUUCAGCCGGAGCUGUCACUCCUCCUGGCGCUGUCCCUCCAGCACCACCCUCAGAGAGCCCGUGGUUGCCGCCUCACCUCCCUCAUCCUCCCCUGGCCGGGACACACAGAUGACCUCCCAACCCUGUCCCUGCUCUGCCGCCCCUACCUCCUGGACAGAGGGUCCCUUUCAAACGUUUGUCUGGUGUCAUUCCCUGCCAGGACCUAUGAAAGUCCCCACUGUCGGCCACAUCAGAGAAACAGUCCCUAAAGCCAGAGGAGGACCAUCCCAAGGGACAAGGACCGGCCUACAUAAUGGAACUGCCCAGACUAAAGCUUUCAGGCGUUACCAAGCUGUCGUCUUACUCCAGCCCCACGCUGCAGUCAGUGUUAGGAUCUGGAGCAGGCGGGAAAGCCCCGGUGCUGAGGCCCCUGAAGUGUGUUGGUGCAAACAAGAAGACAGAUCCACAGAAGGACAUGAAAGCCGCCCUGAAACAGUGUCGCUUGCCCACCAUAGAGAGGAAAGGUGGAGGGUACUGAGCAGCUUGCGUCACCUCAGCUCCAUGGAGGGUAAAGCCGGGCAUGACCAGGGCUGCCCGAGCGACACAGGGCUCCGGAGACGCCUGGCGGCCGGGCAAGCGCUGCUCUGCAGCCGCCCGCACCACCGGCUGGAGCUGGGCCCGGAGCCACCGGCCUCGCGAGUGGGCAGCCCCGGCAGCAGCUGCACUGUGUGUUCCGUCCAGUACGUUUGUAAAACCACAUCCUUCUAGAGUUUGCCUUUUCAUAACCUAAGAAGUCUGGGCAGGGACUGAUCUGCAACUUUUUGCACGAAUCAGAGGGGACACGCUGGGAGUUGUGCGUCAGGCUGGCCGAAGGCGGCUACAGGUGUCCCCGUUCCUGGCCUGUGACCGUGAGUGCGGCACAUGCAGCAGCCUUACAGAUCGUGCCCUUGGAGCCCCCGAUUUUUAUUAAAGGAUAAGCUGUCA